ACUGCUAAUGCGUUCUCGUUCUGUUUCUGUUUCUCUCUUCACUCCAGAAAAGUGAAGUUCUUGGAGUGACCGUGACACCCAACCAAGCCCGGAAACUUCCAUUUUCAAUCUCCACCCAAACCUCAAAAAUCCGCAGUCUUCGAUUGCACAAAGCUCUCCAAUGGAUCGCCUCCUCGUGAUCACCAUCCCCGUUCUCUCUCUCCUCGCCCUCUCUCUUCUGUCAGAAGUGCACUCGACUUCCUUCAAGAUCGUCAACAAGUGCCGCCGCACGGUCUGGCCCGGCUUGCUCUCCGGCGCCAACACCGCCCAGCUCCCCACCACCGGCUUCGCCCUCCCCAGCGGCGCCUCCCGGACCGUCCCCUUGCCCAGGUCCUGGUCGGGUCGGAUCUGGGGCCGGACCCUCUGCGGCCAUGAUUCCCAGGGCAGGUUCGCCUGCGUCACCGCCGACUGCGGCUCCGGGAAGCUCGAGUGCGCCGGCGGCGGCGCCAAGCCCCCCGCCACCCUCGCCGAGUUCACCCUCAACGGCGCCGGCGGCCUGGACUUCUACGACGUCAGCCUGGUGGACGGGUACAACCUCCCCAUGCUCGUGGUGGCCAGGGGUGGGAAGGGCGGCGGGUGCAGCGCCACCGGAUGCCUGGUGGACCUGAACGGCGCUUGUCCGGCACAGCUCAGGGUGGCGACUGGGAACGGGACGGGGAGGGGGGUGGCGUGCCGAAGCGCGUGCGAAGCGUUCGGCGACCCUCAGUAUUGCUGCAGCGGCGCGUACUCGACGCCCGACACGUGUCAGCCGUCUGCCUACUCGCUCUUCUUCAAGAACGCUUGCCCACGCUCGUAUAGCUACGCGUACGACGACAAGACGAGCACAUACACGUGCGCGGGGGCCGACUAUAUAAUCAUAUUCUGUCCCUUGCCUUACACCAGAGAAUCGAAGCCAAAGUUGAUUAGCUACUUGAUGAAAAUCUGAAGUUCUCUACGCAUUAACCAGUAAUACGUCAUCUGUGGUGUAGAAAGUGCUAAUCACAGGAGGAAGUUGUGGUAGUGUAAUUUGCUGAGGUAUCAUCCUCGCAGCAGUAAUAGGAAACUAUUAGUUAAGGCAUUUUUAGACUCCAUCUCCAUCAUGAGGCUUUUGAAGUAACUUGAACCAUGCUUUUUGAGUGUAGGAAGACCUAAAAUUCCUUUCAAGCUUGCGAAUAGGUACGAUGGAGUCAUCAUGGUUGACAUAGCUAGCUGCGACACCAGGUUUAUCUGUGGGGUGUUUGUUCAUUCUUAAGUGCUGCUAUUUUGUCAGCAUGAAGAUCGUCUAUGCUCCUGCUAUACUGUCCCCACUGCUUCUUCGGGUUACUGCCCAUAGUUGUAGCUAUCGUCAUGUUUACAGUCAAUCUAAAGUGAAUCAAACUCUUAAGAAAUGGCCUGAAUUUCUAGUAAUCAGAUUUAGGGAACACCAUGCAAGAGAGUCAAUGACGUUAGGAUUUCUUUUUAUGUCUAGUUGGUUGGCCUUUUCAAGAUGUUCAACCGAUGUGCAUUUUUAUUUUGUGAAUCCUCCCUAUGAAAACGCAGAUACACAGUAGCAUUGCCCUCAUAGUAAUAUGUAGUGAUUCGUUGUAGAAUUAGCUACAUUGUGCUAAGCAG
Messenger RNA from Rhodamnia argentea, 1629 nucleotides. Its product is annotated as thaumatin-like protein 1b. The coding region runs from base 161 to 964 and encodes 267 amino acids. Gene Ontology annotation, biological process: defense response. NCBI's taxonomy places the organism in Eukaryota, Viridiplantae, Streptophyta, Magnoliopsida, Myrtales, Myrtaceae. Gene Ontology annotation, cellular component: extracellular region. The record is from RefSeq and is a predicted model, not a curated record. The transcript is spliced from 3 exons.